This is a messenger RNA of Aspergillus sclerotioniger CBS 115572, 839 nucleotides long. Its product is annotated as ribosome biosynthesis protein NIP7. The coding region runs from base 261 to 650 and encodes 129 amino acids. Gene Ontology annotation, molecular function: RNA binding. The transcript has 5 exons. Lineage: Eukaryota; Fungi; Ascomycota; Eurotiomycetes; Eurotiales; Aspergillaceae. The record is from RefSeq and is a predicted model, not a curated record.
AGGAUACUCAGUUUUUGAUAUCCAGCAGUUUCAACUCUUGCGCCUUUUCCAUAUCUGAAAUCUGGUAUCGCGAAUCGCGAAAGUGUUUCAAGAUGCGUCAACUUACUGAAGAGGAGACAAAAACGUUGUUCACCAAGCUCGCCAAUUACACGGGGAGAAGUCUUUCGGCGCUCGUUUCUGAGACAGGCGAUGACAAUGACCGUCACGUUUUCCGUAUGCACGGCAGCAGAGUGUAUUAUGUGCGGCUUAGUUUAGCCAAUAUGGCCACUUCUAUCCCUAGAUCGUCUCUGUUGUCGUUAGGCGUGGCCAUCGGUAGAUUCACUAAGUCCGGGUUAUUUCGCCUUAGUCUGACGGCGCUGGAUGUGAUUGCUCCCCAUGCGCGAUACAAGGUGUGGAUUAAGCAGAACGGUGUUAUGCCAUUCCUUUAUGGCUCCAAUGUGGCCAAGGCCCACGUUGGGAGAUUCAGCGAGGACUGCCCGGAAAAUGCAGGUGUGAUUGUUAUGGAUAUGAACGAUACUCCUCUGGGAUUCGGUGUGACCGCGCGGUCUAGUGCUGAGACACGGAGGAUGGAGCCCACGGCUAAUGUCGUGUUCCGUCAGGCGGAUAUUGGAGAGUACCUGAGAGAGGAAGAUACUCUCUUUACGACCUAAGCCAAAGGCCUUGCAUACGCGGGAUCGAAUAUGGGAUUUUCAUACUAGAUACCUGGGGAUUCUCGCAGGAGUUCUGGAGUCGUCUGUCUGUAUAUUUAGAAAAGUGGUUUCCAUUCCGUAUUCUCAAUCAAUAUAUUGUUUGACAAAGAGGAUUGCAUGUUUCCGAAUUCAAAGAGCCAAGAACAUCUC